CAGUUACCCUUUUCGUUAUAAAUUACCCCAGGAGGUUCGCCGGGUGCGGGACUCUCUCCAUGUCCCCCCUGACAUGGCAAAGUGGAGGGUGUUUUUUCUUCUACUACUUGGCGUGACUUCCACUCGCAGCUUCCGUUUCUUGCCGGUUAGAUCCCCAUCAUCUCCUGCGCUCCUUCCGUCUUGCUGGGCGAUCGCAUUAUCGCGAACGACUUUAACGCCUCUUUACUCAGACGCUUUCUUCAAUUUUGAAGGCCUUCAGAAGCGACUGAAUUUGACGCAUUUCGAUGAUUCUUCUCAGCAUAGCCCUCCUCCACUGCGCCCCAAUCCACAAGAAGAUUUCGUAAAUCGACCUGAUUUAGUUAAGGCGCGGGAAAUUGCUGAUAAACUCGCCCCGGAGUUCUCGUCGCACGACAAGUAUCCGACAGUUGUCAUCUAUUUUCAUGUAGCAGCACACCACCUGCAAAGCUGGCGAGAGGCUCUAUUUUAUUUCAUUAUAGCACAGAAGCAGAUAGAAAGAGAUGAGGAGGUAUUUUGGGAAGCGUUCCAGCACGUAGGGCUUCCACCCGAAGUCAAAGACAUCAAUUAUUUAAGUAGGCAAGCAGGGCGUGUUCCCUCCCGUUCCCGCCUGGCGUUAUGCGGGACAUUUGCGAACACGAAGGCAGAAGAGCGGGCAAAGCACGCGCUUUCUCAAUGGCGAUCUGAUCUCAAUGCCCGUUUGAUGGCUUAUCGCUUACAAGGCGACGAUGUAAGAGAUGCUGUGGAGGUCAUGCCCAUGAGUCAAGCUGUUUACCGACGUAUACGGCCUUCAGGACCCCCGACGCAGCCAUCGCAAAUCACUUCCUGUUCGAUUUCACCAGAGUCGACAUUUCUCCUUUCCUUUUUACAAGCAAGUUGGUCCUCUGAGCGCAAGAUCCGUCGGCAUUUGGAUCGUCUAGAUAAGUAUCUGGACGAAGUGACAGGGUCUGCUUCUACGCGCGGAGGACCGGCUGAGCGCGCUGAAUUGUACAUUGAUCCCUCCUACCCGAGCGCACAUCGGAUUUGGCAUCAGUUCUCAGACAGUAACGCUAUGGUGGCAUGCUUAAGGAAAGACUACGCAAAUUUCUUAGAGGGUGGCGCUAAAUUUCGAGCACGCGUUAAUCAUGUUGAGCAGGUUUUUGCGCCGGUUGGAUGCGCAAUCUCCCAAAAAAUGUUUCCACCUACCUUAUCAAGACGGCUUUCAUCCUCCUGCUACAUGCCCUUGGUGGGUUAUGGAACGCGGGUCUACCGGGGGCGCGAGCGAGAAGGGACGUUGACGUUGCUCGACGCUGUCCGCACGGCCUUGCGCGCGGGAUGCCGACUGCUCGACUGCAGCCCAGAUUACGGUACUCAGCCUGAAGUCGGAGAAGCAUUGCGUCAAAUGUUUAAAGCGCAUGAGACACAACGCGAGCGGCUCUUCAUAGUGAGCAGUCUGAGCAUUGAAGUAGCGAUGAACCAUGGUGAUGUGUCCGAGGUCAGUACGCAUGUGAACGAGUCAAUCCAGCAGCUACAUUGCGACUAUCUCGAUCUACUUCUACUACCGUACAUCAUAGACAAACAAAGACAUAUUGCUGCAUGGAAAGCUAUGGAAGUGUUGCUGAGUGAAGGUGUGGUGCGACACAUAGGCGUCGGAGGCUUUCCCCUGUCUUCAUUGAAAGCUCUAUGCGAGGAUCCCACUUUGACAUGGCAACCCGCGGUUUGUCAGCUAGAGCAUCACCCUUUUUAUCGUCCCGAUUCUUUGGUAGAGUUCUGCGGGGAGCGUCACAUCCAAUUACUGGCGAACACCCCACUUGGCCGACCAGCACUCUCUCGGCCACCGGGCCAAAAUCCUCUGAAGGAGCCUUUGAUUGAAAUGUCGUCUACAGCGCUUGAAUGUAGCCCUGCACAAAUUGCUCUGCGAUGGGCAGUGCAGCAAGGUGUGGCUGUUAUCCCGAACUCUCUGUGUCGCACUCAUAUUCUAGAAAAUUCUGAUCUGCAUUCUUUCACGUUAGCUCCUUUUCGAAUAGAAGUGCUGCACGAAAUGGCAGCAGUUCGUAACAUGAGCUUUACUGACGGUUCUUCUGUCCGGAAGGGAGAAGAGAGAGCGCCUUAUACGUUAGAAGAAAUAAGGGCCCAUGGAUUUGUCUAUGAUGAUGGCGGUACCUUGAUCGCACCGGGAAACCCAUAUGAGUAUUUGCAGCUCACAAUCGAUGUGUUCGAACGAUUGGACUUAAGCGAUGUUCCGGAACUGGCUUUAGCGCCCCGAGAGAUAGACGGGGCAUUCCCAGGCAUGGAUGUUGAGCCGAUUGAGUGCGAUGAAGAGAUCACGAACGAGCAACCAUGAAAAUAAAGAGUUUGCGAACGAACGAUGUUACAUGCAAAUA
Molecule: messenger RNA, 2378 nt
Organism: Nannochloropsis gaditana CCMP526
Product: aldo keto reductase family protein
Exons: 1
Molecular function (GO): oxidoreductase activity
Source: RefSeq, a predicted model, not a curated record